CACAAUAUUACUUGUAUGGUUGGCGCUGGUAUCCUAGGACUUCCUUAUGCCAUGUCUCAACUUGGAUGGGGUCCGGGUGUGACAAUAUUAGUAUUGUCAUGGAUGGUAACGUUAUAUACAUUAUGGCAAAUGGUGGAAAUGCAUGAAAUAGUACCGGGAAAAAGGUUUGAUAGGUAUCAUGAGUUAGGACAAUACGCAUUUGGAGACAAGGUGGGGCUUUGGCUUGUGGUGCCUCAACAAGUGAUUGUUCAAGCAGGUUGUGACGUCAUCUACAUGGUAACAGCAGGAAGAUCACUUAUGAAGUUCUACAACAUUAGUUGUCCUGACUGCAAACCCAUCAAGCUCACAUACUUCAUCAUGAUGUUUGCUGUCGUUCAAUUCUUCUUGUCUAACCUACCUAACUUCAACUCCAUCGCUGGUGUUUCCUUUGCUGCUGCUAUCAUGUCCCUCAGUUAUUCGGCCAUUGCUUGGGUAGCUUCGGCACUAAGAGGAGUACAACCAGACACGGAUUAUGGUAGCAGGUAUCACUCGAGUGCAGGGAAUAUAUUUGGUUUUUUAAGUGGAUUAGGAACAGUAGCAUUUGCAUUUUCAGGACAUAGUGUUGUUUUGGAGAUUCAAGCAACUAUCCCUUCAACUUCGGAGAUUCCAUCAAAAAUACCUAUGUGGAAAGGAUCUCUCCUUGCUUCUAUAGUUGUGGCUCUAUGUUAUUUUCCAAUUGCUUUUGUUGGUUACCUUGUGUUUGGUAACAAAGUUGAAGAUAACAUCCUCAUCUCGCUUGAGAAGCCAGGUUGGCUUAUCGCCUCUGCCAAUAUAUUUGUUGUUAUUCAUGUAAUCGGUAGUUAUCAGGUAUUUGCAAUGCCAAUAUUUGACAUGCUCGAGUCAUUUCUUGUGCUGAGGAUGAAGUGUAAACCUAGUAGCACACUUCGCAUUCUAACUCGCUCUUCAUUUGUUGCCGUAACCAUGUUCAUUGGGAUAAUAUUUCCAUUCUUUGGCUCGCUUCUAAGCGUCUUAGGAGGAAUAGCCUUCGCACCCACUUCAUAUUAUCUUCCUUGUAUUAUAUGGCUAAUAAUAUGCAAACCCAAGAGAUACAGUUUAUCCUGGUUUUGUAAUUGGUUCUGCAUUGUUUUCGGCGUGUCCUUGACAAUAUUAUCUCCCAUUGGAGCUGUAAGGGAUAUCAUAGUUCAAUUCAAAACUUAUAGAUUCUUCUCUUAAGCCUUAACCACUUCUCUGUUUGGAUCCGGCUACUUUUUUUUAGCGGAUCAUCUUGUGGUUAAUAUGUAAUGAUGCACUAAUGUUUAAUUUGACGUAGUUAUGUAGGAAAAUUGGUUUAUAGGCAACCUGAUGUGUAACAGCGAAUUCUUGUAGUACUAA
Chenopodium quinoa (quinoa) is the source of this 1371-nucleotide messenger RNA. RefSeq names its product lysine histidine transporter 1-like. NCBI's taxonomy places the organism in Eukaryota, Viridiplantae, Streptophyta, Magnoliopsida, Caryophyllales, Amaranthaceae. Gene Ontology annotation, cellular component: plasma membrane. Bases 16 to 1212 code for a protein of 398 amino acids. The transcript is spliced from 7 exons. The record is from RefSeq and is a predicted model, not a curated record.